CCGGAAGUUUUCACGUAAACAUUAGGUAGCCUAAAAAAAAAUAGCAAGCAAAAAUAUUCUGCAUUUUACAUCAACAAGAACACAUUAAGCCAUGUCUUCAAGCAACGUAAAAGACUCUAGCUUCUUGGGAGGUAGAAUACCGCCGGAAAUAGAGUCAAUGUCGAAAAACCUGAAGGAUGUGGAUCAAGAGUUAUUUAGAAAACUCCUCAAAGUUGUGGUCAGUGCUCUGGAGGGCAAAGACUGCAGGGAGGUGAUGAAGUCAAUUGCUGAAAGCAGCGUCAUCCCGCAAGAGAGGCUCAGUCACAUCAUCGCGGGGAUGCACAGAGUUCUCUCAGAGGCCAUCCGCAUCCCAGCAUCCCUACUGAAGCAGGAGGCCUUUAAGGAAGAUCUGCGAGAGCUUAGGAUACCAGAAGACUUCAUCACAGAUUUCUCCAGUGUGGUUUUUGGAAAUCGACGUCCGGCUCUGGAAGCGGCCUCCUCUCAGAAUGACCCUCACCUCCCCACGUUGGAGGAAUUCAAAUGGAGAGUGGACGUUUCCAUUUCUACAAGCUCGUUGGCCAGAGCCCUGCAGCCGUCCGUUCUGAUGCAGCUGAAGCUGUCAGAUGGGAGCUUCCAGCGAUUCGAGGUGCCCGUGUCAAAAUUCCAGGAGCUGCGUUACAAUGUCGCUUUGAUUCUUAAAGAAAUGAACGACUUGGAAAAAAGGAGCAUCCUGAAGAUCCAGGACUGAUAAGAAAUCCACCAAUGUCCUCAGAGACUCUUUAAACAAGAACCUGGAAAUCUGAACUUGGUGUAGGAAAUAAAACAAAAAAAAAAAGCUUUCCGCUCUGAGUGUGUUGGCAUCCAACACACCACAGAUUUUUUUUUUUUUUCAUUAUUUUGAAAGAACGACCAAUAUUUGAAAUAGUACUGUAUGUUUUGGUUUAGAUUUUUUUUUCUAAACAUUAACCACAAAUAUACGUGAACACUGUUGGUGCUUAGAGACAGCUCUUGUGUUGUGCCAAAACCAAGUCAAGAAAUGUAAGUUGCCUGAGACUGAACAUGCUUGUAACAAUAAACUGAUUUUUUUGUGUUAAUAUAUAAAAUUAAAAUCAUACAGAAACAAAAAAAUCUUUCAAU
Molecule: messenger RNA, 1116 nt
Organism: Poecilia reticulata (guppy)
Lineage: Eukaryota; Metazoa; Chordata; Actinopteri; Cyprinodontiformes; Poeciliidae
Gene: commd5
Product: COMM domain containing 5
Cellular component (GO): nucleus
Source: RefSeq, a predicted model, not a curated record